CCGUUUAAUCACGACAGGGCGAAAAGCGGAAGCAGGUGUUUAAUUCCUCUUUCACUUCCGGUCGGUGCUGAUGUGAGGAAAGUGAAAGAUGCAGGAGAAAGAGGGAGAGGAGCAGCGCACUGUGUUCGUGUUCAAUCUGAGCAGCUGUGUGAGGGAGGAGAUUUUAUAUGAGCUCUUCCUGCAGGCAGGACCGGUGCAGAAAGUCGUUAUUCCCAAAGAUCGAGACGGGAAUCAGAAAUCUUACGGCUUUGUUUACUAUAAACACGCCGAGGCGGUUCCCUACGCCAUCGCGCUAUUGGACGGGAUCUGGCUCUACGGCUGUCCAAUCACGCUCAGGCAUCAUUACGCACACACACUCACAGCUCAGGAUGAUCCCAGCUGGAGAGAUACGACGUCUGGUUUGGCCCUUGGUCCCUUCUCCCCAACUAUGUGCCCUAUCGAGGGUCCCUACUUCCCUCCUGUAACGCCGUGGGUGUGGCCAAACUCUGGAUUUGUUUCCUGGACUUCCGGUCCAGAUGAGCUGACCCAGGCUUCGGACUGUACCAACUCAGAAGAGAGGGGUGCAGAGCAAAACACGGAGCUGGAGAAUCAUGGUAAAGGCAGAAGAAGCCAUGAGAGGAGAAACAAACAGAAGAAAAAAUACAGAAGUUAAUCCAAAAGUUUACACACAGCCGCGACGGUUCGAGUUUAUGUGUCUGUCGGGUUAAUUACUCCGUUAUACAUGGUUAAAAUGUGUGUGUGUGUGUGUGUGUGUGUGUGUGUGUGUGUGUGUGUGAGUGUGUGUGGGUAUGUGUGGCUGUGUGUGUGAGUGUGUGGGUAUGUGUGGCUGUGUGUGUGAGUGUGUGUGUGUGGGUAUGUGUGGCUGUGUGUGUGUGUGUGUGUGUGUGUGGGUAUGUGUGGCUGUGUGUGUGUGUGUGUGUGUGUGGGUAUGUGUGGCUGUGUGUGUGAGUGUGUGUGGGUAUGUGUGGCUGUGUGUGUGAGUGUGUGGGUAUGUGUGGCUGUGUGUGUGUGUGUGUGUGGGUAUGUGUGGCUGUGUGUGUGAGUGUGUGGGUAUGUGUGGCUGUGUGUGUGUGUGUGUGUGUGGGUAUGUGUGGCUGUGUGUGUGAGUGUGUGUGGGUAUGUGUGGCUGUGUGUGUGUGUGUGUGGGUAUGUGUGGCUGUGUGUGUGAGUGUGUGUGGGUAUGUGUGGCUGUGUGUGUGAUUGUGUGGGUAUGUGUGGCUGUGUGUGUGUGUGUGUGUGUGGGUAUGUGUGGCUGUGUGUGUGAGUGUGUGUCCACAAUGAGACUUGAUAAUUACAAAACGUUUAAGUUUAUGAGUGUAAUAAUAAUAAUGAUUAGACGAACAAUCUUUGCUCUUUUUAGAGAAGAGAAGUAAAAUAAGUGCCCUUAGAAGUCAGCUGACCUUCCUAAUGUCACACACUUUAUUCCUGGAGUAUAAAAGGUGCCAAAAUCGUGUGUGUUAAAUAUCGUAUAUUUGCACAUUCCUUAUUUACAGUUUGACUGAUUCCUUGUUUGUCUUUAUUUAUUUGAUUAAUGAUCAUUUUGUGUUUAUUUUAUGUAUUUGUUUGAUUUUCCCUCUUACUUGUACGUCAGAAGAUCGUGUGUGCGUAACUUUGCGCUUCUGAAAUUAAAUGCACUGUUAAA
Molecule: messenger RNA, 1642 nt
Organism: Pangasianodon hypophthalmus (striped catfish)
Lineage: Eukaryota; Metazoa; Chordata; Actinopteri; Siluriformes; Pangasiidae
Gene: rbm11
Product: RNA binding motif protein 11
Exons: 4
Coding region: 89-652 (187 amino acids)
Biological process (GO): regulation of alternative mRNA splicing, via spliceosome
Cellular component (GO): nucleus
Molecular function (GO): single-stranded RNA binding
Source: RefSeq, a predicted model, not a curated record